GAAGCUGUGCAUCAUUGGUUCAUUCAUUAGUGAGCUCAAUAAAACAGGAAGUCAGUGAAAGUUGGAGGAAGAACAGCCGAGCUUCCCUUUGAAUAAGUUCUCUAAAUCUAAGAUGUCAACGGAGACCGUCGACAAGGAAGGAAGAGGAACCAAAACCUCUAAAACGUCAAAGGAUCACAAAAAGCCCACAGCAGAGGCCCUGAAAGGAGCCAUCCAGCUGGGAAUCGGCUAUGCUGUUGGAAACCUGAGCUCCAAACCAGACAGAGAUGUUCUGAUGCAGGACUUCUCCAUGGUAGAAACCGUCUUCCUACCCAGUGAUGGCAGCAACCUGACUCCGGCGCAUCAUUUCCCAGAUUUCCGUCUGAAAACGUACGCGCCGCUGGCCUUCCGCUACUUCAGGGAGCUGUUUGGCAUCAAGCCUGACGACUAUCUGUACUCCAUCUGUAAGGAGCCGCUGAUCGAGCUGUCCAACCCCGGCGCCAGCAGCUCCUGGUUCUACCUCACCAGCGACGACGAGUUCAUCAUCAAGACGGUGCAGCACAAAGAGGCGGAGUUUCUGCAGAAGCUGCUUCCUGGUUACUACAUGAAUCUGAACCAGAACCCGCGGACGCUGCUGCCCAAAUUUUACGGCCUUUACUGCAUCCAGUGCGGCGGCGUGACGGUGCGCGUGGUGGUGAUGAACAACGUUCUGCCUCGAGCCAUGAAGAUGCACUUCAAAUACGACCUGAAAGGCUCGUCCUACAAACGCCGCGCUUCACGCAAGGAGCGCGUGAAGAACUCGCCGACGUUCAAAGACCUGGACUUCCAGGAGAUGCACCAGGACGGGCUUUUCUUCGACCCGGACACCUACAGCGCCCUGAUGAAGACGCUGCAGAGGGACUGCAGGGUCCUGGAAAGCUUCAAGAUCAUGGACUACAGUUUGCUGCUGGGCAUCCAUGUGCUGGACAGGAAGCCGCUGAGCCGAGGGAACCGCUGCGACAGCAGGAGAGGACAGAAAGUCCUCUACUCCACCGCCCUGGAGUCCAUCCAGGGGACGGUGAAGGACCCAGAACCGGUCGCAGACGACGACACGUUGGGUGGGAUUCCUGCAAAACACAAAGAUGAAAACCUGCUCAUCUUUUUAGGAAUCAUUGAUAUUCUUCAGUCGUACAGGUUCAUUAAGAAAGUUGAGCACUCCUGGAAGGCUCUCGUGCACGACGGGGACACCGUAUCGGUCCACAGGCCCGGUUUUUACGCAGACAGGUUUCUGAAAUUCAUGGGAACGACUGUUUUCAGAAAGCUUCAUCCUUUAAGAGGGGCGUCUUCGAAGAGGAAGAGGAGUUCCCUCCAUGCAGGGAAAUCGGCGUCUCAGGAGUUUCUGUCCAUACAGAAGGAGAAGGAGGAGAAGAAGGCACAGAGCAUGGACAACCUGGAUGGAAACUUUUACAGUUCCUCCAAACAACCGGAUCUUCUCCCCAAAUCUGCUCUGACUGAAUCCAUCCGAAACGACGACGAGGAAACUGAAAACAGUGAAGAUCGCCGGGACUCCAGCUCCACUUUAGCUCUGGAUGAUCCGCUGCCGUCGCUCAGCAGGAGCCAGUCAGACUCUGAGUUGGAUGUUUACUUGCCUCACACAGACUCGCCCAGGCGACCCAGCUGGAGCUGAUCACGUGUUUGUGUUGCAACAUCCAUAAAAAUUGAGGAAGAACCUAUGAGCAAACUUUUAAGACUACAAGCAGGAGCAUGCUGGUUGCCGCCUCCAUCAUCGUCAUUUUCUGUGUCAUCAUCAAUGAGGCAAAUCACUGUAGAUCCAUUUUCAUUCUAUUAAUAGAAGAUGUUUGUGGUUUGAGAUCCACUGUUCUGACAAAAACAAAACACUAAGCUGCCACUGCUUCUCCCUCUUCCAUUUUGUUGUUCACUGUGCUGGCAGUAAAUAUUUAAUUUCACUUUGUUCUCUUUUGCUUGUUAGUCUUUGUUUUAAUGUAAAUAUGGAACUUUCUCAGCGGCUGGAUCCCUGAGGACGGAGAUUACUUUCCCAGAAAUGAUGUUCAGAGGUGAUUCUGUUACCUGUAGCAUCACAGUGCAGCUUGGACUGCUGUGUACUUACAAAACGUAUUUCAAUGAAGGGUUGUGCUCUCCUAUAUUUACAGUAUCAUGCAAAACAUCUGAUAGCACUAAAUAAUACAGAUUAAACUUUCCUUGAACUUACUGCUUCCUGUACUGGGUGCCUUCCUGAGACUUUUCCCAGAUACCCAUCAGAUCAUGUCCUGAAACCUAUCAGUUAUUGGCUUAAAAUAUUUCUGGAACCUAUUCUGAUCCUGGAAUCAUAAUAGGUUCCCGGUACUUUCCAGGAACCUUCCAUGGACCUUGAUGGGCACAUCCCUGGAAACUACAGGUACUUUUCUUGUAACCUGCCAGUUAUUGGCUUGAGAAUGGACCAGGUACCAACCAGGAAUGUUCUCAGGCUAAUCACUGGUAAGUUUCAGGCAAGUAUCUGGCAUUUUUCAGAAAUGUAGCUGGUAUGUUCUAAGUCUUUUCUGAAACUUGUGAGGGAUUGUCCUGGAACGUUCGUAGAAGAUUUCUCACAACUUAACAGAAACAUUUCUAGAAACUGUCAGGUUCUUUCCUGUAACUUACCAGUUAUUGGGCUGAGACUUUGCUGGAACUUAUCAGGUUCCAACCUAGAACAUCAUCAGAACGUACCAGAUGCUUUCCUGGAACUGUUCCUAGAAUUUACCAGGGACGUUCCUGGAAACUUCCAGGUAGUGUACUGAAACUUUCCAGGUGCUAUCCUGGUAUUUUCAUGGAAUCUACUAGGCACUUCCCAAGAACUUACAACACACUUUCUUGAAAUCCAGUGGUGCUUUCUAGUAACUUAGUUACUGGCGUAAUACUUCUCUGUAGCUUAUCAUGUACUAUCCUGGAAACUAUCAUGCAAUUUUCUGUAACUAUGCUGGAAUAUUCUCAGCACCUUUCCCUGGACCUACCAGACACCUUUGCCUGUAAUUUACCGGUUGCUGACCUUAGACUUUCUGAAACCUUUCCCAGAGCUUACCAGCCACAUUCCUGAAAACUAUCAGGUACUUUCCUGGGAUGCAACAUUUAAUUUCCUGAACCUUAUGAGAGACCAUCCCUGAACAUGGCUCAUGUCUCAGAGUCCAGGUGGAAGUCCAGCGUUAAGUUUCCAGUCAGCGACUGUCUGGGUCGCCAUGUCAACUGCUGGUUUGGUCUACUGGGUUUUCUAAAGACCAGCAGUCUAACAUUAUUUGUGGUCCUUCUAGAGCUUAUGGACAUGCAGAUAUUUUCCAGCAGGACUUGGAACCUGCAAAGCCUGUCAAAGACACCAAAAUCUAUUUCAGUGACAAUAUUACUUUGCUUGAUUGGCCAGCAGAUGGACAAUCAGGACAAUUUAAGACAAUUUAAGAUUGUCUAAGUGCUUGGAAGUUAAACAUAAAAAUUCAGGGAUGAAUAAAUAAUACCAAACAUUAGCUUUCUUAAUUUGAAGAUCUUAGUCUGUUAGCAUGCUAAAGAUUAGCAUAGCUGUUUUGUAGUUACUGUGUGAGCCUAGUAGCAUCUGGACACAGCUGUACAUUUUUGUGACAUGAACUAAUCAGUAAGUCUCCAUAGCAACCCAUAUGCACGA
Messenger RNA from Poeciliopsis prolifica (blackstripe livebearer), 3622 nucleotides. RefSeq names its product phosphatidylinositol 4-phosphate 5-kinase type-1 beta-like. The record is from RefSeq and is a predicted model, not a curated record. The transcript is spliced from 14 exons. Gene Ontology annotation, molecular function: phosphatidylinositol kinase activity. Gene Ontology annotation, biological process: phosphatidylinositol metabolic process. Bases 113 to 1645 code for a protein of 510 amino acids. NCBI's taxonomy places the organism in Eukaryota, Metazoa, Chordata, Actinopteri, Cyprinodontiformes, Poeciliidae.